Messenger RNA from Dalotia coriaria, 1313 nucleotides. RefSeq lists its product as uncharacterized. The record is from RefSeq and is a predicted model, not a curated record. Lineage: Eukaryota; Metazoa; Arthropoda; Insecta; Coleoptera; Staphylinidae. Bases 12 to 1229 code for a protein of 405 amino acids. The transcript is spliced from 6 exons.
UCCCAAACGCAAUGGACACCUUCACAUCUAAGUUUAGUUUCGUUGAGAUAUUUUUAUUUCUGCGCGGUAAAGAAGAAAAAAUGAUAGCGUUUACCAAAUGGGUAUUACUAGUGCUUGUGGGUGUGCAGAUGUCCCUGGGUCAAGAUCUCACCGACUAUGACCUGGGUUUCGAUAAUCCGUUGUUUAAUAUUUGGAAUGGAAACAGAAAUACCAUUGUUCCGGAUACCCGAAGACCUUGUACAGUUACUGGGGCCUCAGCUGGGAACCGUGAUGGUACCUGUUUGAAUCCAGCGGCUUGUCGCUUCCAACGUGGAAGGGCAGAAGGUCGUGGUACCUGCAGUAUAUGGAAUACCUGUUGUGUUUUUGAAAAAGCAGCCAAUCAAACAACCGACGCUCGAGUGACUUACUUCGUAUCAACACCGGGAUCUCGAGACUUGCCCCAGGCGCAGAAAAUGUACGUCCGCUUGGCCAAUAGGAAUGUCUGUCAAAUGCGGGUGGAUAUCAUCAGCAUGAAUCUAGCUUUACCAGAUCUAGACGCGGCGGGUACUGCGCAAACAUGCACCAAGGACUAUCUAAGAGUAGAUCCCAACCCUGUAUCCAACCCAAUCCCACUUAUUUGUGGACUGAACGCAAACACGCAUUUUUAUGUGCAUCUGGAUAGAACCCAUAUUUCCAACAAUGGAAUUAUCCUCUCGGUGAAUCUGAACACAGAAGAGACAACCGAACCCAGUUGGAACAUCAAAGUGACCCAGUUGGAGUGCCCCGGCACCAAGAACCUCUUGCAACACCACAAAGACAAUCGUAAUCAAGCUGUGAGUGACUUCAGCUUGUUAGCUCCUGCCAGAUGUCUGCAGUACUUUACCGAACCAAGUGGCAGGUUCUUCAAUUUUGGUUACACGGCAGAUACUACCACAACAAUGACGACCAAUCAAAAUUACGCGGUGUGUUUCAAGGCCAUUGACGGCUCUUGCGGUGUCAGUUUGACGCCAAGUUUUUUGAACCUGCGACCGACCACAGAUGCUACCUGUAUUGCUGAAGCCAUCAUCAUUCCGGAAGGUACCGCCAAAGCCAGAAUCUGUGGAACAGUUGAUGCUGGUACCACGUUCAUAUCUAAACACCCAGGACCACUUUACGUCCAUGUCUAUUCUGAGUCUGUUGUGGCUGCAAUCACCGCUACAACGCCAUAUGGUUUCAACAUUGAGUACAGCAAUAGCGUGGCAUGUCCUUAAAUGAUUUUUCGUCCCCGCCGAUAUUUAUUUCCACUAUUUAUUUAUUCGUGUCAAAAAUUAAAACAAUAAACGUGAAAACAAAGA